AUGGCUGCUUCAGCGAGUCGAUUCGCAUCGCUUGGUGAGGAACAAUUAGAGGAAAUCAUUGAUCAAAAAGAUGCCCGUUCAACUAAAAGGGUUAUCACUUUGGCGGAGAAUGUUCUCAAAGCUUACUGUGAACACAAAGGAUUUACAAUCCAAGAAACAAUCACAUCAGCUGAGCUGAGCAAUUUUCUUCGAUCGUUUUAUGCGGAGGUGCGUAGAUCAAACGGUGAACUGUACAGUAAACGUUCGAUGAUAACGCUACGAUAUGGACUACAGAGACAUUUCAGCAAAUUUGGUUUCAACAUCGUGAAUGACCCGGAAUUCAGAGAAGCAAAUGACAUGUUUCAUGCUGUUCUUGUAAAGCUGAAGAAGGAAGGAAAGGGAUCUGUUGAUCACAAGGAACCGAUCACAAAAGAUGAUUUUUUGAAAAUUAAAUCAUCGACAGCAACUGAUGUGAACACACCGAGAGGACUUCAAAACAAAGUUUUCAUGGACAUUAUGAUGCAUCUGUGCAAUCGUGGGAGAGAAAACUUGCGGAAUUUUUCUAAGAAAGAUUUCGUCGUUGUAAAGGAUUCAACAAAUGAGAAAUAUGUCUACCUCGCCACUGAUAAAUUAACUAAAAAUCACCGUGGAGAAUCACUGGACGACUCACGCAGUCAACAAGGAAGGAUGUAUCAAACCCACAAACCGGACUGUCCCGUUGAAACUUUUGAACUGUAUGUUUCUCAUCUUAAUCCUGCAUGUGAGGAUUUUUUUCAGCGUCCGAAGAUAGGUGUGGAAAGAAAUCAACAAGUGUGGUACUAUAAUUCUCCCGCAGGCAAGAAUACAUUGGGUGAAAAAAUGAAGAAAAUAUCACUUGAAGCCAACACAUCUAAGGUGUACACAAACCACUGCUUACGCGCAACGUCAAUCCACGUCCUGGAUGCGAGUGGAUUUGAAGCGAGACACAUCAUGUCCGUAUCCGGACACAAGUCGGAAAGUAGUAUCAAACACUACUCUUAUGUUGAUGAAGCUAAAAAAAGAUGCAUGAGCAGAUGUCUGUCAUCUAUGGGUGAUGGAACAGCUGGUCCAUCGACACAGACGAGGCCUACAGCACCGUCCACUUCUCGCAUUCAUCCUAGUACUAGUACUAGGCCUACUAGUCCAGGACCAGGUCCAGGACCAGGACAUAAUCCUACAGCUCUCGUGCCAGCAGCAAAUACCGAAGAUGCAUCGUCACAAAGUUCACAGUCUCAGUCUUCACCUCAAAUAAAUGUUGUCUCGAACAAAUUAGCCUUGGACAAGAAGCGGCAGUACAAUUUUUACAAUUGUACGGUCAAUUUUUACAACUAA
Lytechinus pictus (painted urchin) is the source of this 1329-nucleotide messenger RNA. RefSeq lists its product as uncharacterized. The record is from RefSeq and is a predicted model, not a curated record. Gene Ontology annotation, biological process: DNA integration; DNA recombination. Gene Ontology annotation, molecular function: DNA binding. Lineage: Eukaryota; Metazoa; Echinodermata; Echinoidea; Temnopleuroida; Toxopneustidae. The transcript has a single exon. Bases 1 to 1329 code for a protein of 442 amino acids.